AUGACGCUUUCGACCUCGACCGCUUUAGCCGCCGCCUUAACUGCCGCCUUUCUCCUCCAUCUCUGCCACGGCCACCAUGACAAUAGUACGGCUUCUUCUUACCCGAAUUGCACCUAUAUUGAAUCCGACCUAGUCGCUUUCCCUUUGAAUCUCGAGUACUUGGAGGCCGAAUUUUUCUUGUGCGGCGCUCUCGGUUAUGGGCUCGACAAAGCAUCUCCCGGUCUCAGCAAUGGAGGCCCAAAGCCCAUCGGCUGCCAAAAGGCCAACCUAACUGCGUUCGUAAGAGAUAUCGUCACCCAAAUGGCUUAUCAAGAAAUCGGACAUCUCAAGGCAAUAACACAGGCGCUACAGUUUUUAGGGCCUAAUCUUACAUUCCCGAGGCCGCAGCUUGAUAUUCGGCCUGAGGUAUUCGCAACUAUUAUGAACAAAUCCUUUGGAAGGAAUAAUAAUACACUCGACCCCCCAUUCGACCCUUACGCUAACGACUUGAACUAUCUUAUUGCAUCAUACGUCAUCCCUUAUGUCGGAUUAACUGGAUAUGUCGGGGCACUGCCUUGCAUUCUCUUCAAUCAACCUUUCAGAAAGUUGGUGGCAGGGCUUUUGGCGGUGGAAGCGGGUCAAGAUGCAAUUAUAAGGCAAAUGUUGUACGAAAAAGCCCAGACGUUAGUAGGAGGAUAUGGAUACUCGGUGGCCAAUUUUACCCGACAGAUUUCGGAACUCAGGAACAAGCUCGGGGGACGAGGGCACAAAGACGAGGGAAUAUUAGUCCUCCCUCAUUAUGGUGCCGAGGGAAAUAUAUCCGGGAAUGUGCUUGCCGGUAAUGUUAAUUCAUUGGCUUUCGACCGAAGCCCUGAAGAGAUUCUCGCCAUUAUGUACGGGAGUGGAGACAUGUGCAAGCCGGGUGCAUUUUUUCCCAAUGGAAGUAAUGGGAAUAUUGCGAACAAUUGUCCCAAGAAACGAAACUGA
Striga hermonthica is the source of this 966-nucleotide messenger RNA. The record is from the annotation of a GenBank genome assembly. Lineage: Eukaryota; Viridiplantae; Streptophyta; Magnoliopsida; Lamiales; Orobanchaceae.